Messenger RNA from Contarinia nasturtii (swede midge), 1768 nucleotides. Its product is annotated as acyl-CoA desaturase. Gene Ontology annotation, molecular function: iron ion binding; stearoyl-CoA 9-desaturase activity. Gene Ontology annotation, cellular component: endoplasmic reticulum membrane. Gene Ontology annotation, biological process: unsaturated fatty acid biosynthetic process. The transcript is spliced from 5 exons. NCBI's taxonomy places the organism in Eukaryota, Metazoa, Arthropoda, Insecta, Diptera, Cecidomyiidae. The coding region runs from base 389 to 1456 and encodes 355 amino acids. The record is from RefSeq and is a predicted model, not a curated record.
UUGAUUUUUAGAGUCACCGUUUCAAUUCAAAUCAGUUGGUCUUUGAAAGCGGUCGGUUGGAGUAAAUAAAUAUCGAUUUCGAAUCGAUUUGUGUAAUCGUAUACAAAUAGAAUUCGAUCGAAAGGAAUACGAACGGGUGACGGUUGAAACGAGAAAAGAAAAUACACCAUUAGAAUUGAUUAGAAUCGAGCUCAAAUUCGUGUGCACGAAAAUUAUUUGCUUCAUUGUUGGUUUAGUGAUGAUAGUUCAUCGUUCUAGUGCAUAUUGUUGACGGAUAUUGUGUUUUCAAGUGAAAUAAUUGAAUCCAAUCGAAUCGGAAUUUAAUUAAAGGAUUGAACGAAAAAGGAUCAAUAGAACAUAGGAUUAAUUUAAUAAAAUUGGUGAAAAUAUGACGACAACAAGUCAACCAUCGACCACAACGGUCACAGCAACGGUACCACCCGCUCGCAAUGAACCAACAAACAACAAAUCUGAAACGGAUGAAAAAUUGGCAACAUUGAGCUCAAAACGAGAUGCCAGCUGGCCAUCGGUUCUUUUUUACAUACAUUUAAAUAUACUCGGCCUGUACGGAAUCAUGGUACUCUUCACAAAUGCCUACCUUACAACUGUGAUAUUUACAGUCUUUUUAUCAUUCAUCGGAAUUAUUGGUGUUACAUGCGGAGCACAUCGAUUGUGGGCCCAUCAAACCUAUGAAGCCAAUACUUUCCUUCGAUUAUUUUUGAUGUUGUGCCAAACAAUGGCUGGCCAGGGAUCAAUAUAUGACUGGGUUCAAUACCAUCGUUUACAUCAUCGAACUUUUAAAACGGCCGACGAUCCAUAUUGCAGCGAAAAAGACUUUUUAAAUGCUCAAGUUUUUGCUCACAUUCGUAGUUUAAGCCCAAAACAAGAGUAUAUGUUGAAACAAAUCGACAUGAAAGAUUUAGAGUCCGAUAAAAUUGUCAUGUUCCAGAAAAAGUUCUACUGGAUUCUCUAUUUGAUUUUCUUCGUACUAUUGCCGAUCAAUGCACCGUUAGAAUAUUGGGAUGAUUCCAUUCAAGCCGCUUUAUUUGUUGCAUUUUCGCUGCGAUAUUUGAUUGUAUUGAAUGUUUCAUGGCUUAUUACAUCGGCUCAUUUCAUUUGGGGAUUGGAUAAGAAACACAAGCCAUCCGAUUCAAAUAUGAUUUUCUUGGUAACAAAGAGCUAUUGGCCACAAUAUCACUAUCUGCUUCCAUUCGACUAUCAAACCGGUGAAUUUGGAAACUAUGGCACUGGAUUUUCAACUGCCUUAAUUCGGGUAUUUGCCGCACUUUCAUUGGCCACCAAUUUAAAAACAAUGACAUCAGAUGCAUGCAAGGUCGGUUUGUCACGUUCGAUAGAUACUGGAUACUCCUUAGUUGAUUGCCUCACAGAAGCUGGAAAAGAAUCAAUGGAACGACUCCCCAAGAAUCAUUUCCUUAAUAAAGACAAAUAUUUCUAAUUUCGCAUCAUAUUUUCGUGAAAAAUUGCACAAUUAACAAUCCAAAAAAAAGCGAAUAGCAUUUCUAAAUUAUAAUUGAAUUCUUUAAUCUGUAAAAAAAAAUAUACAAAAACUCUGAAUUUAUCAUCGCAAACUUCCACGAACUGAGUCGAGACGAAAAACAAAAUCCCGACUUCAUUUAAGCAGCCACUAUUGAUAUAUUAUGAAUUUCUUUCGAAUAUCUCUUGUCUCAAAAAAAAAAAACAGCAAAAGUUUGCUUAUUAAGGUUGUUAGAAAGUUUAUUUAAAUAAAAUUCGAAAAAAAAAACAUUUA